Messenger RNA from Peromyscus californicus insignis, 450 nucleotides. Its product is annotated as 60S ribosomal protein L37-like. Lineage: Eukaryota; Metazoa; Chordata; Mammalia; Rodentia; Cricetidae. The record is from RefSeq and is a predicted model, not a curated record. The transcript is spliced from 2 exons. Bases 1 to 450 code for a protein of 149 amino acids. Gene Ontology annotation, molecular function: RNA binding; structural constituent of ribosome. Gene Ontology annotation, biological process: translation. Gene Ontology annotation, cellular component: cytosolic large ribosomal subunit; ribosome.
AUGACAAAAGGACUAUUAUCCUUUAGAAAGCAUCGCAAUAAGAUGCACAUGUUGUGCCACUACUGUGGCCCUAAGGCCUACUACCUUCAGAAGUUGACAUGUGGUAAAUGUGGCUACCCAGUCAAGUACAAGAGAAGGUAUAACUGGAAUGCCAAGGCUAAGAGACAAAACACUACCAGGAUCGGGCAGAUGAGGCACCUAAAAAUUGUCUAUCGAAGAUUCAGACAUGGAUUCCAUGAAGGGCCAACACCUAAACCCAAGAGGGCAGCUGUUGCAGCAUCCAGUUCAUCUUCAGGAAUUUCAAUUCUAAUAGAAACUAAGUCUAUUAAGGAAAAGAGAAACCAGGUGCCUAAUGGAACAAACAAUGCAACUGAAGCAGCCCAGACUGCUGGCAGGAUUGUUGCCAUUGGUAACACAUCUUUCUCUGUCUUUGAAACUGCCAUGCUAUAG